Molecule: messenger RNA, 2416 nt
Organism: Brachypodium distachyon (stiff brome)
Lineage: Eukaryota; Viridiplantae; Streptophyta; Magnoliopsida; Poales; Poaceae
Exons: 2
Coding region: 174-2144 (656 amino acids)
Source: RefSeq, a predicted model, not a curated record
UGGCAUUCCGCCUACAUGCGGGAGCACAUCCACGGGGGAAAUAUAUUCAAAUUAACCAAAAUUUUCUUUCUUCCCAUUUUUUCCUCUAGCGUGCGCAUAUACUCAACGCAUUCAUCUAGGUGCCAUUCAUCGACCGUCGCAGUUGCAAAUCAAAGAAGUAUUGAAGACACAACAUGGCUGAAGCUUCAACCACCAUCAUUGUUCAGUUAUUUAUCGGUUGGGAAAUCCAGCUAUUGAUACUCCUGAGCUUCGCCUUGCAACUAUUUCUCUUCUUCUUUGGCGGCCUUCGGCGUCGCAACCACAAUGGGCUGCUUAGUCUCUUGUUAUGGUUGGCUUUCCUAUCAGCCGACUAUAUUGCAGUGUAUGCACUAGGCUACCUUUCGCGCCAUCUGCCUAACACCACCACAAACGAUGCUAAACUAAUUAGCCAAGCAAGGUCCAGCCAAAUGCAGCUCUUGUGGGCACCUUUCCUUCUUAUCCACCUUGGUGGACAAGACACCGUGACUGCUUUUUCCAUUGAGGACAAUGAGCUAUGGUUGAGACACCUGCUAAAUCUGCUAGUCCAAGUAUGCCUAGUUCUCCGUGUAUUGUGGAACUCGUUGGCAUAUGACCCACUUGUACUAGUCCUGACAAUCUUUUUGUUUGUCACCGGGAUCAUCAAGUAUGGGGAGAGGAUAUGGGCUCUUAAGUGCGGGAGUCAAAAGGCCCUCAAGAGCUCCAAUCGUAGCGAAGUAGUGAAGCAAUUACCUGAACAUCAAGAUGCAACCGAGCUAACAUAUCCAACAGUUGUCAAGUAUGCCCUUCACUCUGAGAGAGGCCUCCGGGAUGUAUUCGCGGGACGAAAGUUCUACAAUACAGGAGUAGGAGACGAGGAAGGAUAUGACACCUACCGCAAAUUUCUAUUUCGCGGCCGAGAAGAUGCAGAACUAGAUUUUAAGAGGGUAGAGGUUGAGCUUACCAUAAUGUAUGAUGACCUCUUCACGAAAGCCGGGGUGAUUCAAACAAGGCUUGGCACCGUCCUUCGGUGUGUCUCCCUCAUCUCGACAAUGCUUGCCUUUGUGCUCUUCAUCAUGAUGAGGGCCAAGCAAAGGUAUGGAUAUACCGGAGUCGAUGCCGCAAUAACCUAUGUGUUAUUCAUCGGAGCAUUUUGCUUGGAAGCUUGUGCGGUCAUGGUUGUGAUCAUGUCGCCGCGGGCAUGGGCAAUCUUGGAAGCUCGAUGUCCAAGGCUCGGUCGAGUAUCCUGGUAUGUCUUGGUAAGAAUGCAGCCAAAGACCAGGCCAUGGUGGUCAAACUCCAUAGGGCAGUACAACUUGUUGAACUCCUGCAUGGCUGACAAGAAGUCGAGCACCGUAAUCGCAAAGAUGAUAAGUGCGGUUGGAGCUACUGAUCUCUGGAACAACAUUCGACACACCAAACAUGUCAAAGUCACAACAGGGACCAAGAAGCUCAUCCACCAACUAAUCAGUUGGGAGUGGAACAGGCCGGUGGAGGGUCUCCACAGGUUGGGGCAGCAUUUGAGCCAUGACUCAAUGCGCCGAUUUAAACCACUAUUCAAGUUGCCCUUCGAGGAGGCCCUGUUUGUGUUACAUGUUUUGACAGACGUGAUGAUAUAUAGGGCUGGCAUGCCAGUGUAUAAUGAGACUGGCAUCACUGAAGAGAUGCAAGGCCUUAUGGACACAUGCAAGGGGAUGUCUGACUACAUGUUCUACCUGUUGGUAGAGAACCCUGACAUGCUGCCCGUCAGCAGCAGAGCAAGGGAUUUACUGACACAAGCCUUUGAGAGCCUCAAGGCUAGCUCUCCUUCCAGCAAGGAGCAGUUUCUUGAAGAGUUUUCUUCCAAGGGCCAUGGCAUCCUCACGGAUGCAAAUCAUGAUAAGAUCCACAUCCUCUUCCAGAAGUCGCAUAGAUUGUUGAUGGAGCUAGGUUUCCAUGAAGCUUUCCAAAUGCUUGGGCAAGUGUGGGUACGGCUGCUCGUCUACGCCGCCGGCAAGUCCCGGCCGGAGGAGCACGCCCGGCGGCUGAGCAUGGGAGGAGAGCUGCUCACCUUCGUUUGGCUUCUCAUGGCGCAUCGGGAGCUCGGAGACGUGUGUUAUGAGGUCAAUCUUAUACAAACAAAACAGAGUGGUGUAUUUCUCUUCGAUUGAUAAACGGCAAAGAAUUACUCCCUCCGUUCAUAAAUACUUAAAAUACUUGUCGUGGUUUUAGUGCAAAUUUACACUAAAACCACGACAAGUAUUUAGAAACGGAAGGAAUACUUCACUAACCCUCCGGAACUGAACUUAAUGACUCAAUUGUCUACGAGAUGUACGACUGCAAUUGGUGGCGGUGUCUUUUCCGUGAUCUCCCCUUUCUUUGCUAAUCAAUUUGGUCUUGUAGCUCCAUUAUAGUUUGUAUUAUUUGUUUGAAUUCAAUAAAC